AGAAAACCGAGGCAUCACUGAGGGAAAAGUUCCACGACAGGAACCCUGCAGGCCUGCACCGGGCAGUGGGCACUGCCUCGGGUCCAACUGCUUACGGAUCUUAUUAAUGUUACCCUGCAGCCCGGCUCCUUUUGCCUCGCCUGCGUCUGUCAAUGCUGCCAAGCUGAGUGCCUUCAGUUGCUCUGGUUCUUGUUCCUCCAGAACCAAAACACCAACCAUGAAGGCUACACUGCUUGCGACUGCCCUUCUGGCCGUCGCCGGCCGGACGGCUGCCAGCGUGCUACCUCGAGAUGCCGCCGAUGACGGCCUCACGGAGCCCCAGGACUUGGCUGAUCUCCUCGCCCAGGCGAGGUCCCAGGUCAUUGGCGCCGUCGAGGAGAACGAGCAGCAGAUGCGCAAGCGCGGCGAGACACCGCGGUGCACCACCCGCAACCUCGUCUUCCGCCGCGAGUACGGCUCGCUGUCCAAGAAGGAGCGGCUCGCCUACAUCAACGCCGUCAAGUGCCUGCAGAGCAAGCCUCCGCGCACACCAGCGAGCGUGGCGCCCGGGGCCAAGUCGCGCUUCGACGACUUUGUCGUGACGCACAUCCAGCAGACGCUACAGAUCCACUACUCGGGCGUCUUCCAGCCGUGGCACCGCUGGUUCGUCUACCAGUACGAAAAAGCCCUGCGCGACGAGUGCGGCUACACCGGCUACCAGCCCUACUGGGACUGGCCGCGCUACGCCCGCGCGCCGCAGGACUCGCCCCUGUUUAACGGCGACCCCUACAGCCUGGGCGGCAACGGCGAGUACGUCCCCCACGACGGCCCCGUCAUCGUACCCCCCGAGGGCGUCGGCGGCGGGCCCAUCCAGCUGCCCGCCGGCGUCGGGGGCGGCUUUGUGCGGACGGGCCCCUUCGCUAACAUGACGGUCAACCUGGGCCCCGUCGGCGGGCUGCGCGACACGGCUCCCGGUCCGCUGGGCGGGCUGGGCUACAACCCGCGCGGGCUGAAGCGCGAUCUCGGCCCGGCCAUGAACACCCGCUAUGCUAACUACACGACGGUGCUGCGGCUGUUGACACAGCCGAAUGUGGACGCGUUCCGGCUCGUGUCUGAGGGCGUGCCGUACACGGUCGAGAUCGGUCCCCACGGCGGCAUCCACUACACCAUCAGCGGCGAUCCGGGCGGUGACCUCUUUACUUCACCGGCUGACCCAGCGUUUUGGGUACACCACGGCCAGAUGGACCGCAUGUGGGCCGUCUGGCAGGCGCUCGGGGAGCUGGCGCCCGGCGCCAACAACCCGCGCCUUACGGACCUUGGUUCGGGCGAGUAUGCCCACAACACGUGGCAGAACCAGCCCCCGUCGCCGUUGACACAGCUGUCGGAUGUGAUUGACAUGGGCUAUGCCGCGCCGUCGACAACGAUUGGUAAUGUCAUGUCUACCACGGGCGGAGAGCUGUGCUAUUUCUAUCUGUGAUUGUUGCAGGGAGGGACUGUGGGGGGUUGAAUGUAGCGAGUGUCGGCAUGUAAGUAGCUUAUAUAGAUCUAAUCUUUGUCUUUCCAG
Canariomyces notabilis is the source of this 1543-nucleotide messenger RNA. Its product is annotated as tyrosinase-like protein. Gene Ontology annotation, molecular function: oxidoreductase activity. The record is from RefSeq and is a predicted model, not a curated record. Bases 218 to 1456 code for a protein of 412 amino acids. The transcript has 2 exons. NCBI's taxonomy places the organism in Eukaryota, Fungi, Ascomycota, Sordariomycetes, Sordariales, Chaetomiaceae.